GCCAGAGGCUGUCAGUGCAGUCAAGGCGUCAUAACGGUGCCGCUGCUUUUCCGGCGAUUGUUGGACCGCUCAACGGGUUACACAAAUGACUCGCUGGUCGCACAUUUGGUAGAGACUGGUGCAAUCACGCAGGGACACAUCGAGGCGGCCUUUCGGGCUGUGGACCGCGGGAAGUUCCUUCCAAAUCUUGAGGAGGGAACGUCAGAGGUCUACGACGAUGCCCCUGUCAGAUUCGGCCACUUCCACAUGUCGCAGCCUUCGCUUUAUGCAGAAGCAGUCGCAAAUCUGGAUCUCCGGCGAGGGCUGUCGUUUCUCAACGUGGGCUCAGGGACGGGCUAUUUGUCCUCGAUUGUCGCAGAGAUUGCUGGUCCUGGCCUGCAUCACGGUGUGGACUUGUAUUCAGACCUGCUGGACCACGCGCAGGAGAUGCUUCACGUGCAGAAAAAGGAGUACAUCCAGUUUUUCGAGGUAAAUGCGCAUGACCUGGACCUUGUCAUGUGUCCACGAUAUGACCGCAUGUACCUGGGAGCCUGUGCUGGUGGCCAGUCAAAGCGACUUCUAGCGCUCUUGCAAGUUGGUGGUAUCGCAGUCGGCCCCUUUGAGACAUCUUCAGGCCAGUAUAUUCGCCGCGUGUUGCGAACGUCCGAAACGACUUUCGACGUCAAGAACCUGAAGCAGGUGUCCUUCGGUCGACUGCUUCCCUCAGAGGAACCAAUGCGGAGGCCAUCAUUUGUGUUGCCGUCACCACCAUGGACUCCUUCCACGCAUGCUGCACACAGCAAAGGCUUCCGCAGCGCGGUCCGCGAGGUGCUUCUGUGCACAACCCACGUCAACUCGCCGGCCCACAUAGUCCCCAGAGACAUCUUUGUGAAACAUGUCUUCGGUUUCAUGCACCCCCGAUGGUUUAGCAGCGCCACAGAGGCCCCCUUUCGGGAGCGGUUGGAUGGAGCUGAAGAGCAGCCAAUGGAUGACGAGGGAACUUACGACGAAGACUCUGCCAGAUUGCAGGUGUUGCGGACGUUGGCCAUGUUUGCCCGGCAGCAGCGCGACCUCGAGGCGCAGGAGAGUGAUGAUGCUGUGCGAAGCCGCAUUCAGAGCCUGUUUCGCAUGCUGAAUCCGAAUCUCGGUCACAUGGCCCACACUGGGCCAGAUUCAGACGAGGAGGACGCGGAGGAGUCUGCUGCUGAGCGGAAUCCCAGUACUGCAGAGGGGCGCCUCAAUGGAGGCUAUCCCGCGACUGGCUGA
Molecule: messenger RNA, 1245 nt
Organism: Symbiodinium pilosum
Lineage: Eukaryota; Dinophyceae; Suessiales; Symbiodiniaceae
Source: the annotation of a GenBank genome assembly